UCCAUGGAGACCAGUCAACAUUGUUUUUCAGGUCAGGCAAGGCUAAAACUUUUGGAUCCCAUUUGAACCUGGAGAAAACUUGACUCUUGCCUUGUGGAUUUCAAAAGUUUCUGUCUGGGUGAUGAAUUUAGGGCUCGUUGUAUACAGGGAGGAAAAACGGGCAGCUGAAUGAAUUCAAAAAAAGUUUAGCUCUGCUAAAAGGGUUAGGAGGUUGUGUGAACACAGCUGGAUAGUAGCACGGUGAUCCAGAAGACGGGCUGAGAGAAGGAAGGGAGGGAAAUGCAGUUUUUGCUGCUUGCCAUUUUUAAAAGAUAAUGCAUCGGUAAAGCAUUUCUAAAAGGGGAAACCGGCCUUCCUCGCAAUCAACAUGCAGAAAAUCCAGUUUCAAAGCAGCAGUUAAAGAGUCAUAGGUACGAAGAGAGGCAAACUGGGAGAGGAGAGAAUAUUUUAAAAUUAGUUUCCAGCGGAGAAGAACUUCAGCUGGAUCCGUUUGUCUCUGUGGGGAGACACCAGAUGUUAUUGUGCUUUCGGAGUCGGUAGCAGUGAGGUUGGGGUUGUAGUAGAGGGCAUAAUUUUCUGCUUAGCCAAGUAGGGAGGUUUUAUGAAAAGGGCCCACGGGGUAAGAUUGCCCAAGAGUGAAACGCCGCCUGAAGGCGUGAUGGGAAGGCCUCAGCCAUCUAAUCUGGAGAGGAGGGCACGGCCGGGCCCGUGUCAAAAGCAAUCCUGCAAGAAAAAAAUAAUAAUAAUCAGCUGAAAACCAGUCGCCUGGUUAGCAUAUGCAAAGGAAGGAAGCAAGGAAGGAUCACAACCCCUGAACAUAUUCCUGAAGGGAGCAGCAGAAAUGAGGACGUGGCUACGGAUUAGGUCCUGAGGUGGCCUAAGUGAGCAGGUGAUGAUCCGAACAGCGUUCUCUCUAUUUGGAGAAAGGGAAGGGAAGAAAGAAGCGAAGGAAAACUUUCAAUAAUCGGAAGAUUAACUAAGAUCAGGAAGCUGCAUUUCUCACAGCCAAUAUGAUGCGUUGGGUGACCCUCCUUUUAUUCUCGGUCAUUUUCCGCCUGUUUUUUGACCUGCCCUGGGUUCAAAUCGUGCCAGCCCUUUUCAUAUUCUACUUGGGCUCCGGUGGAUGGAAGUUCCUCCGUAUUUUCGCCAAGACCAUCAAACGAGAUGCCACGACCGCCAGGACCGUCCUGUCAACCCGCCUGAAGAUCUGGUGGUACGUGAAACACCGCACCACCAUCCCCAAGAUCUUCCAGCAGACGGUGCAGAGACAUCCGGAGAAGGUCGCCCUCAUCUUCCAAGGCACGGGAGAAACGUGGACCUUCCGUCAGCUGGAUGACUACUCCAACCAGGUGGCCAACUUCUUCUACGAGCAGGGCUUCCGCUCGGGGGAUGCUAUUGCCCUCUUCAUGGAGUCCUGCAACCAGUACGUUGGCCUGUGGCUCGGACUGGCCAAGAUCGGGGUGGAGGCGGCUCUCCUAAACUCCAACGUGCGGCAGGAAUCCUUGGUCCACUGCAUCAAAAUCUCCCAUGCCAAGGCGGUCAUAUUUGGAAGUGAGCUGGCCGAAGCCUUGAGGGAAAUCCAGCCCUGCUUGGAGAAAUCCAUCCGUCUCUUCUGCUCUGGCGAUCGGCAGGCCGUCAACUCCCUGCCUGGGGUGGAAGAUCUUGACCCUCUGGUUGAGAAGGCCCAGCGCCAGCCGCCCAAUCCACCGGACAAGGGAUUCCUAGAUAAACUCUUCUACAUUUACACUUCCGGAACAACCGGCUUGCCCAAGGCAGCCAUCAUCGUCCACAGCAGGUAUUUCCGGAUGGCGACUCUGGUCCACGGCGGCUUCCGCAUGACGCCCGACGACGUGGUUUAUGACACCCUCCCUCUCUACCACGCGGCAGGAAACAUUGUUGGAGUCGGGCAGUGCCUCCUGCACGGAAUGACGGUGGUGAUCCGGAGGAAGUUUUCGGCUUCUCAUUUUUGGGACGAUUGUGUCAAGUACAACUGCACGAUUGUACAGUACAUCGGAGAGAUUUGCCGGUACUUGCUGAACCAGCCGUCCAAAGAGGUGGAGCGUCAGCACCGAGUUCGAAUGGCGCUGGGGAACGGCCUGCGGGCCUCCAUCUGGAAGGAGUUCAGCGAACGUUUUGGCAUCCCUCAGAUUGCCGAGUUUUAUGGCUCCACCGAGUGCAAUUGCAGCGUGGGGAACUUUGACAACAAGUUGGGGGCCUGUGGCUUCAACAGCAGAAUCUUGCCCCACGUUUACCCCAUCAAGCUAGUGAAAGUGAACGAAGACACCAUGGAGCUGAUCCGGGGACCAGAUGGGCUCUGCGUGAGGUGUAAACCAGGGGAACCCGGCCAGCUGGUGGGGCGCAUCGUCCAAAGCGACCCGUUGCAGCGUUUUGAUGGCUACCUCAACCACGAGGCCAACAACAAGAAAAUAGCCCGAGAUGUCUUCACCAAAGGCGACUCUGCCUACCUCUCAGGUGACGUCCUGGUGAUGGACGAACUGGGCUACCUGUAUUUCCGAGACCGGACCGGGGACACUUUCCGCUGGAAGGGCGAGAACGUCUCCACGACGGAGGUGGAGGGCACCCUCAGCCGCCUCCUCAACAUGGCGGACGUGGUGGUGUAUGGCGUGGCCGUGCCAGGCACGGAAGGGAAAGCUGGCAUGGCUGCCGUGGUAGAUAAGGAGCACGCCUGCAACUUGGAGAGCUUUGCUGCAGAAAUGAAGAAAUCCCUGCCCGCCUACGCCCGGCCGGUGUUCCUGCGGUUGCUGAAGGAAGUGCACCAGACAAGCACCUUCAAGUUCCAGAAGGUCGAUCUGCGGAAAGAAGGAUACGAUCCCAUGGUGGUGAAAGAUAAAUUAUUCUACUUGGAGCCUCGAGAAUGCCGGUAUAAGCCCUUGGACGAAGAAGCCUUUGGAAAAAUCCAGUCGGGACAAAUCAAACUGUAAAAAGGGGUGGGUGGGUGUGAGACAUCGAAAGGACAUUUUUCUUCCCUCUUGGAAACCCAUCACAUCCUUUGGUGCGAGGACUGGGAUUACAACGGGGUUGGAAAACUGGAAAUGACCAAGUCAGUUUCUGGGUUCGGGUCCCCCUGCCCUUGUUACCAAUCACCUCUUGAUGUGAUGCCAAACUAGAGGUGCGUUUGGGGGGGGGGGGUAAAUUACCAUUAGCGUUUCCUGAAAAAGGCAAAAAUUAGGGUUGUUGUUUUUUUUGUUUUAAUUGUGUGAUUUCCAGCAGUGUGGAUGAUUUUGCCUAGCGUCAUCUUUACUAAAGCACAGAUGAUGAUAUAUGGCAGUGAUGGCGAACCUACGGCACGCGUGCCACAAGCGGCAUGCAGAGCCAU
Molecule: messenger RNA, 3337 nt
Organism: Notechis scutatus (mainland tiger snake)
Lineage: Eukaryota; Metazoa; Chordata; Lepidosauria; Squamata; Elapidae
Gene: SLC27A4
Product: solute carrier family 27 member 4
Biological process (GO): long-chain fatty acid metabolic process; long-chain fatty acid import into cell; medium-chain fatty acid transport
Cellular component (GO): endoplasmic reticulum membrane; plasma membrane
Molecular function (GO): oleoyl-CoA ligase activity; long-chain fatty acid transmembrane transporter activity
Source: RefSeq, a predicted model, not a curated record